AUGGAGGAAGCGUACUUUAUGGAUUGUUAUGAGGACUGCCGGUCUCUCAAAUUCCAACACGCCUACAGGCUUUCUGUCGAGAGCAGCAGCAGCAGCAGCAGCAGCAGCAGCAGCAAGGCCAGCAGCAACUUGUGCGUGCUGCACUGCUGCAGCCUGCUGGCUCUGGGAUGCGGAAGUCGCGUUUUCCCUUAUUGCGCUGUCUCUGCUGCUCGAGGACUUCUCCAGCUUCGCCACCCGCCUAUAGAGCUGGAGAGUGAAGUGACGGCGCUGCUGCUCAGCAGCUGCUGCCGCUUUCUAGGAGUUGCUGCUGGCAGGCGGGCGCUGGUGCUGCAGGUGGGGGCCUGCGCAAAAGCCCCCGAAGCAGCAGCAGCAGCAGCAGCAGCAGCUGCAGCAGAGGCAGCAGCAGCAUCUUGUCUCUCACCCUCGUCGCCGCGGAUUGAGGCAGCCGUGCUGCCCGAGGACAUUACUGGCAUUGCCUGGACAGGAGAUGGGCGGCUGCUGCUGAAUACCUACAGCAGCGGCCUCUUCAUUGCUGAUGGGGAGGGAGAUGUGCACCUUGUGGUGUCUCCGGAGCUGAGGAUUUCCUCACUUACCGGGGUCACCGAGCUUGGCAAGGAGGGGCCCUUGAAGCAGACUGUGGCUCUGCUCUGCUCCAGCAGUCCUUUGGCUCUCUGGGCUCUGAAGAGUGGCAGCAGCAGCAGCAGCAGCAGCAGCUUCUGCUGCAGCAGCGAUUUGUCGCUGGCUCGUGUUGACAUCUCUGGCCUGUACGGCCCGCUGGACUCGGAAGCAGCAGUCAUUUCUAAAGGCAAGGGCCGCUGCUUAGGCCUCUCUUGGUUAUCCCCUGGCUUUUCUGCUGCGGGCAGCGACGAAGCUGCUGCUGCUGCUGGUCCCUUCCUAGCAGCUUUGUUUGCAGUGCGGCAGGCAGACGUAGAAGAAUUCGAGGAAGGGCAGCAGCAGCAGCAGGUGCAGCAGCAGCAGCAGCAGCAGCAGCAGCAGUUUGCAAGCGCUGCUGAAGAGGACGCUUAUCUCGAGGUAGAGGAUGCGCAGUUUUCUUCUUUGCUGCUCUUUGCCAAAAUCGAAGCAGCAGAAGCACCGAAGGAGCUUCAACUUAUGCCGAUUGCGGCAGCUUUAAACGAGACACCACGCAGCUCUCACUCUUUGUCUGCGACGCCUUCGUGCGCCAGCCACAAGGCAGCAGCAAAAGGCUCUCCUGGGGCGACAGUCAGGAAGAAGCAAAAGGUAGGGCUGCUGCAGCAGCAGCCACAGCAGCAGCCGCAGCCACAGCAGCAGCAGCAGCCACAGCAGCCGCAGCGACAGCAGCAGCCGCAGCCACAGCAGCAACAGCAGCCACACCAGCAGCAGCAGCCACACCAGCAGCAGCAGCCACACCAGCAGCAACAGCCACACCAGCAGCAGCAGCCACACCAGCAGCAGCAGCCACACCAGCAGCAGCAGCCACAGCAGCGCGUGACGGCUUGUGGGUGUUUGCCUCUCGCAGCUUCUUCUUUUUGGAGCUCCGUUUUAUUGGCGGAGGGGAAGGGCCUCGAGACAGCAGACGAAGAGGCGGGGCCUUUGGGCUUGGGGGUUUUCACGGGCUUCACUGACGGGGUUAUGAGAGACGGGGCCGAUGCUGAUACGCCCCUCCUGACCUCCCCUGCUGUCUUCUUCAUCGCCGAGUCGACAGGAGAGGUGACUGUCCACUUCGCUGACCGCUGUUUGGCCGUGGUGAGAGACACGGAGUCUGUAGAGAUUCCGCUGCUGCCGCCGCUGCAGCAGCACCCGCAGCAGCAAGACCAGCAGCAAAUGAAGUUGUGGCUGCAACGGCUCUCUGGGAAGCAACCGCUGAAGCAGGAGGCGAAGGUGGUGGAUGCUUCCGGCGAAAAGCCCGGGAGCAGCGGCAGCAGCAGCAGCAGCAGCAGCAGCAAGCACCGCAGCAGCCGCAGGAAGGGCAGCACGAGCAGCAAAGGACAUAAGGCACGGAGCCACAGCAAAGAGCCAGGCAGCACCAAGAGUGGUAGGAGGAGCAGCAGCAGCAGCAGCAGACAGGCUACACACGGGAUGCGGCAUGGCAGCAGCAGCGCUGGGAAGAGCAGCAGCAGGCAGAGCAAGCACAAAGAAGAAAGGCGCAGCAAGCAUAGCAGCAGCCGUGCUGCUGCUGCAGACGAGGAGCGCUGGAGCGGCAGCAGCAAAGCAGCGAGGGAAGCCACUCUUGCUGCAGCAGGGCAGGCGCUGCGUGCUGCUGUGUCCAGACGCAGCAGCAGCAGCAACAGCAGAAGCGUGCUCAGCAGAUGGCGGCAGCGGCUGCAGUCCUCUCCAGAACACCUGGAGGUGUCGGAGCUUCUAAGACAGGUGGCCGACGGCGAAGAGCUCUUUGGUGCCCGUGGGUCUCUCGCUGCUGCUGUUGCUGCUCCUCUUACUGCUGCUCUGCGUGCAUUUGAGUGGCGCCUAGCUGCGUCUGAGGUUUGCUGCACUGCAGCACGGGAUUCACUCAGGCAGCAGCUGCGGCAGCAGCAGCAGCAAGUUGACCGGCAUCAGGUAGAGCAGCAGCAGCAGCAGCAGCAGCAGCAGCCUACCUUGGCUUCGCAGGUGGCGGGGCUGCAGGCGGCAGUACAGCAGCUACAACAGCAGCAGCAGUUGCUGCUGCAGCGCGUGUCCCACCUUCAAGACACGGAGGAGACGCAGGCCAAGGCAAGCGGCAGAGUGCGGCGCAUUCUCAGCAGGCUGUUGGUGCAGCAGCAGCUGCUGCAGCAGGAGCUGCAAGAAGGCGACAGCCUUUUGGCUCUCAUGGCUGACGAGCAGCAGCACUUGGAGGACGUUGCGCUGCUUCUGCCUUCUGCUGCUGGUGGCUCUUCGCUAGAGGAAAGGCAGCAGCAGCGGCUGGCUGUGAAAGAGCGGGCUCGGCAGCUGCGGCAGCUGCUGCUGCGCCUGCAGCAGCAGCAAUUAAUGCAAGUACAGCUUUAUGAAGAGCAGCUGGCGCUGACUGAGAGCAUGCGAGAGUUGCCGCCUCACGAUGCGCAGCAAAUGGAGCAGGAGCUGCAGCGCCUCGGUGCUGCAGUGAUGCAGCAGCAGCGGCGGGUGCAGCUGCUGCUAAGCCGCGCUGACGCUUUGGCCUUGGAGGCUAUUGGCGAUGCGAUCCCAGACGCGACACAUUCGCAGCAGCAGCUGCUGCAGCAGCAACAGCAGCCAGCCAUGCAGGCGCCACCUGCUGCGAAAAGCAGCCACAGCAGCAGCAGUAGCAGCAGCAGCAGGCAACCGUGCAGACCCGGCGCUCGCUUCAUGUUGCCUUCCAGUUUUCUAGAGGCGAAGACGGAGGAGCCGCUGCAGCAGCAGGCCAGUGAAUGUCGGUCCGCCGCAGCAGCAGCAGAGGCAGCAGGAGAGGCGGGCCGCGGUGCAGCAGCAGAGCAAGAUGUUGCUCAAGCUGUACAGACACUGGGAAGUCGCAUGAGGGAGUCACUUUUCAUUUGCAGCAACGAAGGCGCUGCGGAAGCUGCAGCAGCAGCACCGGAGUCAGCAUCAGCGCAGGAUGCUCGUGCUGCCAGCUGCAAGCAGCAGGGAGAGCAGCAGCAGCAGGGAGAGCAGCACCAACUGCUGCUGCUGCAAGAGAAGCAGAAUGCUAUCUUCGAGCUGAUGCAGAGAGCCAGGCGCCUGCAGCAGGAUGCUGCUACUCUGGAAGAAUCUCUUUCUGCUGUGGAGCAGCAGGCCACGAUGAUGCUCCCACCUCAGAAGCACCCUUGUGCAGAGUCAGAGGAGCUAGCGCAGUUGGUGCAGCAGCAGCAGCAGCAGCAGUCGCUGCAGCUGCAGCUGCAGUCUGCCCUCUCCCCUGCGGGCGCAGCAGAUGCCUUCAAGUCUCCGGAACCCACAUCUCCGCUGCAGCUGGUGCAGCAGCUGCUACAGGAGGAGGCUGCUUCCCGCGCGCGAGAGGCAGCCGGCCGCCGUGCGCUGCUGCAGCGGCUGCAGCAGCAGCAGCAACAGCAAGCAGGUUUCUCUCCAGGGGGAGCUGAAGGAGACACCGCAGCAGAGCUGCAGCAAGAGGGAGAGCUGGACACUGAGUGGGAAACGUUAGGCAGCAGCCUAGAAGGCUGGAGCGAUGUGGAGUGCCUCAGCAGCAGUAGCAGCCGCAGUAGCAGCCGCAGUAGCAGCCGCAGUAGCCGCAGCAGAAGCAGCGAGAGCAGCAGCUGCAGAGAAUCCCUCAGCAGCUACGGGCGCGGCAGCAGCAGCAGCAGCAGCAGAAGGGGCGGUGGUGUGUGCAGCGACAGCAACGAGCUGGCGGGGGAUAUUUCCGAGAGCGACAGCCCUAGUGCUGCCCUUGCGAGGCCCCCAGGGGCCCUGCUGCUGCCUGCUGCUGCGAAAGAGGCAGAGGCCCCAGGGGAGCUCCCCAAAACAGCAGCGGGCCCCCCACAGACUCAGCCAGCCCCCCCAGGAAGUGCCCCCAAGGCAAAAGCAGCAGCAGCAGCAGCAGCAGCAGAAACUUCACCCAGCCCCCCCACAGCGGCCCCAAUGCCCCCAGACCCCACUAAGGCUUUGCUUCCUCGAGCUCCCGCAAAAGCUGUGCUGCCUCCAGAUCCCACGAAAGCUGUAUUGCCUCCAGAUCCUACGAAAGCUGUACUUCCCCCAAGUCCAGCAAAAGCUGUACUGCCUCCAGAUCCCACGAAAGCUGUAUUGCCUUCAAGCAGUACAAAAGCUGCAUUACCCCCAGAUCCCACGAAAGCUGUAUUGCCUCCAGAUCCCACGAAAGCUGUAUUGCCUCCAGAUCCCACGAAAGCUGUAUUGCCUCCAGAUCCCACGAAAGCUGUAUUGCCCCCAGAUCCCACGAAAGCUGUACUGCCUCCAGAUCCCACGAAAGCUGUAUUGCCCCCAGAUCCCACGAAAGCUGUAUUGCCUCCAGAUCCCACGAAAGCUGUAUUGCCCCCAGAUCCCACGAAAGCUGUAUUGCCUCCAGAUCCCACGAAAGCUGUACUGCCUCCAGAUCCCACAAAAGCUGUAUUGCCUCCAGAUCCCACAAAAGCUGUAUUGCCCCCAGACCCCACGAAAGCUGUAUUGCCUCCAGAGCCCAGCAAAGCUCUGCUGCCCCCAGACCCUACGAAGGCUGCGGCGGUGCGGGAGCCGGCGAAGGCGGCCUCGGAGAAGCCCAAGGAUGGCGAGGGGGCCCCCAAGGAGGCCGUGGGGGGUGCCCCCAAAGAGGCAGGGGGCGCUGGCAGCAGCGACGGAAGAGCAGCAGAAGAAAGUGCUGCUCCUGCUGCUGCCAAAGGCGACAGCAGUUCCUUCAUGUCGCCGUUCGGGACUCUCAGUCAGCCCAGCGCCAAGGGGGGCUCCGAGAGCGGGAGCUCUGGUGGCCUUUUCGGCAGCAGCAGCAGCAGCAGCAGCAGCAGCGGGAUGCUCUUUGGCAAGACCGAAGCCGGCAGAGAGGGUGGCGUAUUCGGCAGCAGCAGCGGGGGAGUCUUUGGCAAAACCGAGGCCGGCAAAGAGGGUGGCCUAUUCGGCAGCAGCAGCGGCGGUGGUGGCCUCUUUGGCAGCAGCAGCGGCAGCAGCGGUGCUGGUGGGGGCAUCUUCGGCAGCAGCAGCGGCGGUGGCGACCUCUUCGGCAGCAGCAGCAGCGGCGGAGGCCUCUUCGGCAGCAGCAGCAGCAGCACUCCACAGACGUCGGGCCAGCCUCCAAGUCUGUUCAGCGGGGGCUUCGGCAGCAGCAGCAACAGCAGCAAGCCAUUAGACAUUAAAAGCAUCGGGCAGAGCUUGGCAGCAGCACCAGCGACGCAGGCUUCGGGCUUCGAAGGAUCUGCACUAGCCUCGGGGCCCUUCAGCUCCAGUGGGCCCUUUGGGGGAAGUGCCUCACAGGGGGCCCCCCAGGGCGGGCUUGUGGGAAUCCUGGGGCCCGGCAUAUUUGGAAGCAGCAGCAGCAGUGGCGGCGGUGGCGAUACUGGAGCAGCUGCCGCUGCAGCAGCGGGAAGAGCCCAAGCAGGCGCUGCCUCUCCUUUUGGCAGCUCUCUUUUCUCCCAGCAGCAGCCGCAACAGCAGCAGCAGCAACCGAGCAUUUCGUUCGGCAACAUUAAUGUCAGCGACUUGUCAGUGGGGCAGCGCCAAACAUACAACUUCGGGCUGGUGAGUUUCGCCUGCGCUGGCUUUGCUGCUGACGCUGCCUUUAAGCUUCUGCAGUUGCUGCCAGCUGAAGCAGCAGUCGCAGCAGCUGUUGCAGCAGCUGCUGCAGCAGCUGCUGCAGCAGCUAACUUGCUGCUUCCUUUUGGUCUCUAUGCCUGUUUGCUGCAGUCCAGCAACAGCAGCGGCCUGGGCGACGUGCAGCUGGGAGGAGGGCCCGAUAUGUCAGCAACUCGGUCGGCCUUUUCUAACAACCAGCAGCAAGGUGGCUUUUCUGCAUUUGCUUCACAAGGGACUGGCUUUGCCUCUCUGGCGGCGCAGCAGCCGGCGUCGGGGGGCUUUUUCGCUGCAGCAGCAGCAGCAGCAGCACAGCAGCAACAGCAGCAGCAGGGAUUUGGGAGCUGGGGGCUAAGCACCCAGGGUGCCAACAUCUUUGGAGGGGCAACCUCUGGCUUCCCAGGAGCCACUCCAGCCUCUACAGGUUCUGCAGUUGGCUCCACUUCAGCUUCAGCAGCCGACAAGAGUAUGUGGACGCAGGCGAGAUCUACAGACCCGCUUGACUAA
Messenger RNA from Eimeria necatrix, 6654 nucleotides. RefSeq names its product Extensin-like protein (Precursor), related. Lineage: Eukaryota; Apicomplexa; Conoidasida; Eucoccidiorida; Eimeriidae. The record is from RefSeq and is a predicted model, not a curated record.